Messenger RNA from Cynocephalus volans (Philippine flying lemur), 1890 nucleotides. RefSeq names its product PWWP domain-containing DNA repair factor 4-like. NCBI's taxonomy places the organism in Eukaryota, Metazoa, Chordata, Mammalia, Dermoptera, Cynocephalidae. Bases 1 to 1890 code for a protein of 629 amino acids. The record is from RefSeq and is a predicted model, not a curated record. The transcript is spliced from 5 exons.
AUGGCCCAUAGCGUUUGCACCCUUGAGUACUCUAAAGAAGAGGGCGCCAACCUGUGCGAGCGCGCACCCUCGUUCGGGGAAGACUGUGUGCAGAUUGUCUCCAAGGUAGCUCAACACCCGGCAAGUAGACCCCCUCGUAAAAAGUAUGGCAAACGCAAAGGGGUCGUUCGGAGGAGUGCCGGGAAGAGAGAAGCCUCAGGAUCACUGCCAGUUGGUGCAGAGAGUGAGGAUGCCCUGUGCGGUGACAAAUCACCGGUGCACACGACCUGUGCCCCUGCUCCAGCAGAAAGGCCAAGAAAGGCAUCACGGAGGUCCAGCGCGUGCCACGAUUUCCCGACACUGUCGGGACACGAGGGAGAGAAAGAGGGCAAGGCAAAGGCACAAGCCUCCACGGCUGCGUCCCGGCGUCCCACAGUCCUGGAGGAGGGUGCAUGUGCUAAUGAUAGACAGGUGGCCCCAUCCCAGCCAGUGGGUCUCAUCCCCAGUAUGCCCAUAGCUCUGAACGCAGAGGCACAGGACACCUGGCCGAAGACCGUGGCUACUCACUCCGCGUGCUCUGCCCUCUCAGGGAAUGCUGAGGAUCGUGGAGAGGGGGCCUCGAAGCCAGGCGUGGAAGGGGCGGCGGCUUCUUCCGGGUCCCCUGCCCCCUCCAGGUCCCCUGCCAUGAGGCUGCGUGACUCCCUCUGUCUGGCAGACCGAAUUAGGAAGCUACAAGCGGCAGUUUCUUCAAAAGGACUGCAAGAACACCGACCUCCUGCUGACUCGAUGUCUAGGAAUCCCAUCCGCAAGGCUAAAAUGGAUGGCGCCGUGGUGAAGAGUGUCAGCGCGUCGGAGAAGACCGCACGGGUGCUCUUGAUUGAGGCAGACCUGCGCCAGGAGAGGAGCGGCAUCCGAGUUCCUCUUCGAAGACUGAAGCCCCUGGAUUGCAGAGAGAAAGACAGACUCCUGCAGAGAGCCAGGAAAGUGCACGAGCAAGGUGUUAACUGGUGUUUCUCCCUCAUCUCCCACUACACACAAGCCAUCGGCCGGGGUUCCUUCGUGGGCUCUUUCCUGGACUAUUAUGCCGCCGACGUCAGCUACCCACUCAGGAAAGCCAUCCAAGAGGGCCCGCUGGAGGUUGACUUUCCAAAGGUGAACUAUGCCGACCUGGAAGACUCUGAGGAGGAGACCUCCCUGGGCGGGAAGAGGCCCUGCAAGAGGAUUCUCCCCGACAGGAUGAGGGCCGCUCGGGACCGGGACAACCGCAAGCUGGUGGACUUCAUCGUGAAGAGAAGGGGGGCCGACCACCACCUCCUGGACAUCUUGAAGGGCAGGAAACAGUCCAGGUGGCUGACAUCAUUUCUGAAUUCACCAAGGCACAGGCUCUGCGUUGAAACGUACCUGGAAGAUGAGGACCUGUUGGAUGUUUUGACGAAACAUCUACAAGAAAUCUAUACACAAAUGGACAACACCAUGCUGACUCUCAUAAGAGACGACAAAGUAAAUUUUGUUCUGGAAGUUCUCCUGCCAGAAGCAAUCAUUUGUUCCAUCGCAGCACUUGAUGGGCUGGAUUACCAGGGGGCAGAAGAGAAGUAUCUGCGAGGGCCCCCCGUGCACUACCGCGAGAAAGAACUAUUUGACAGAAACAGAUCUGAUGCCACCCGGCAGAAGACUGGCGUCUCGGAUGCCUGGCUCCCACCGGGUGCCCAGGAUGCCCGGGAGAAGCUUUUGCAGGAAGCCGCCUGGUUGCGGAUCAAAGGGCAAGUGCGGGAUGGCAGAGAGAUGUUGAAAUCCUACAGGCAGCAGAGCACAGUGUCCCAGAAGCCCCGCCAGCUGCCCGAAGCCCUGGGGAAGAUCAGCUGGAAGAGGAGUUCCCCUUCUCCCUUCAUGAGCCACCCAUUGGGGCAGUGA